Lacerta agilis (Sand lizard) is the source of this 2160-nucleotide messenger RNA. It is a transcript of the gene KBTBD11, whose product is annotated as kelch repeat and BTB domain containing 11. Gene Ontology annotation, molecular function: protein binding. The record is from RefSeq and is a predicted model, not a curated record. The transcript has a single exon. The annotation marks the transcript as partial. NCBI's taxonomy places the organism in Eukaryota, Metazoa, Chordata, Lepidosauria, Squamata, Lacertidae.
GGUGGCGGAGGUGGAGGGGAAGGCAGCAGCAGCAGCAGCCAGCCGUCGUCGCAGCAGCCGUCCCCUCCAGCUGCCGCGCAGGCCGUCAGCGAAGCGCUCACGCAGGACCCGUGCGCCUCUCUGCCGGGGGGGACGCAGCCGGAGGAAGAGCCGGACCUGGUGAUCGAGGUGUCGGGCCGUCGGAUCCGCGCGCACAAGGCAGUGCUGGCGGCCAAGAGCGACUACUUCCGCGCGCGCUCGUCCAGGGACAUCCUGCGCGUCAAGGGCGUGAGCUACGCGGCUCUGCGCCUGCUGCUCGACUACGUGUACACGGCGCGCAUGGGCGACGUGCGCCACGACAACCUGGCCGAGGUGGUGAGCGGCGCGCGGGUGCUGCAGAUGCCGUGCGCCCUGCACUGCGCCGCCGAGGCCAUGAGGGCGCAGCUGCGCCUCGACAACUGCCUGCAGCUGCUGGGCCUGGCAAAGAAGCAGCGGCUGGCCGAGCUGCGCGAAGCCGCCUACCGCUUCAUGAGCGACCACUACCUGCAGGUGCUGCGCGAGCCUGCCGUCUAUGGGCGCCUCAGUGGCGCCGAAAGGGACCUAAUCCUGCAGCGCCGCCUCGACGCCGGCAAGCCCUGUCUGCUGGUGGCCGAGGUGAGCGACGCCUUCGAGAGGCUCAACUCUGGGAGCAGGCCGCAGAGCCGAGAGAGCAGCAGGCCGCAGAGCCCCUCUUCCGUGGUGUCCCUGGAGGACGGCGGCUACCUGCUCUACAGCUACCACGAGGCGGCCAAGGAGUGGAGGGUGCUGACCCGGCUGCCGGACGAGGCCAACGCCAAGGGGUGCGCCAUGUGCGUGCUCUACAACUACCUCUUCCUGGCUGGGGGCAUCUCCACGGCGCCGGGGGACCCCCGUGCCAGGCUCUCCGACAAGGUCUUUUGCUACAACCCCUUGACGGAUACCUGGAGCCAGGUGAAGCCCAUGGGGCAGCCUCGUUCGCAGCUGAAGCUGCUGGCCCUCGACGGCUAUCUGUAUGCAGUGGGCGGCGAGUGUCUCUUCACGGUGGAGAAAUACGACCCCCGGGCGGAUCGGUGGAGCCCGGUGGCUCCUCUGCCGAAAGGGGCUUUUGCCGUGGCUCACGAAGCCACCACCUGCAACGGGGAGAUCUACGUGUCAGGUGGGUCGCUCUUCUACCGCCUGCUCAAGUAUGACCCCAAGCGGGACGAGUGGCAGGAGUGCCCGUACAACAGCAGCCGCCGACGCUCCGCCGACAUGGUGUCCUACAAGAGCUUCAUCUACCGCUUCGACGUGAGCAGCAGCCGUGGGGAGCCGGGUCAGGCCGGCGGGGUGGAGGUCUUCCGGUACAAUUCAGUGGCCAAGCACUGGAGUCAGUGCGCUUCCUUGUGCCCCGGCGGCGGCCUGGUGCAGCCAUUCCGCUGUGCCGCUUUGGGCAGCACCAUCUACUGUGUCAACCGGACUGGAAUGCUGUGCUUUGCCCUGUCCCAGAAUGGUGAGGUGGAAGCAGAUGGUGGACUCAAGGGGAGCUUUGAGCCAGAACUUCUCAAAGCCCCGUUUGAUACUAAAGGGGUCCUUCUUCCGUUUGUACUCACCCUGCCGGAGAAAGAGAAAACGGGGGAGCCGGAAAGUCCUCUGACAUGAGAACUAAACUAGCUCUGGGAAGGCCGGCUGGAGUUUAUCUCAGUGCUCUGCUCUGAUGAAUAUCAGCAGGACAAGGCCUCUGCCAAGGGAAGGGUCAGAGCAGGUGCAUGGUCUCCAGCCAUCACUGGUGGCGGUAGUGAUUGGGGCUGCAGUUUAACUUGCAGAGGCUAAAUCCAAGGUGAAAAGUGUGUAACAGCUUCUUUGCACCGAAGGAAACAAACAGAAAGCCACUUUACCAAAUUAACACAUGCAUGCACCACUAUGGAUGGAGAAUUGGGAUGGUGUCCCACCUAAAGCGUUGGCUAGCUGGCUGUAGCCUCUCAGAGCUCGCUAGCAUAAUUCACAUAGGAAACAACUCACCUCUCAGCACAGAUAGAAAGCAGUCAUUGCAAAGCUGCUAAAAUAGAUUAAUUGUUGUGCAAUGCCAGUGCCAUUUUCCAGCCUAGAAGCAUUUUGGAGGUAAAAUUCAGGAAAGCAACAACUUUCAAAGGAAUUUCAGCUAUGAAAUGGUUCUUUUUGUAAAUA